AUGGCGUCGCCCCUUCUCCUCCUCCUCGUGUCCGUCGCCCUUCUGCCGUCCCCCGCGCUGUGCCAAUACUCGACAAUAGGCCUCCCGGUAGCAAUAGUAGCCGGAGGCGUGUACGAUCCUCUCACAGGUGACACCACGUCCCAGGUAUGGGAGAUUAAUCUCCGAACGCGUCGCGAGAUAGGCUAUUCCAGCAAACCCGACAGCAACGCUAACGCGCAGCUCACUUCCUGCGGCGUCGCGACAGACGGCAAGGCCUAUAUAUCUUCAGGCGGCUCGUACCUAAACGUGAUUAACUACACCCUAGACGGCGCGGUGCCGCUACCGCCCCUGGCUCUCCCUGGCGGGUUUUCAGGAACCGUUGUAGCGCUUGGGGGACCUUCGGAGAACCUUCUGGUUGUAGCGGACGGGUCGGAUACAGCUGCGGGUGCGGUUUCAGUAAACCGCGCGACGGGCUCGUCGCGCCAGCUCGUCGGAGCGGGUUACCAGUGUCUUUCCGCUUCGUUCUGCUCCUCGCCAGCCGCCUCCCCGUCGAAUUUCCUCGUGCUCACCUGCCACGUCACGGCUGACGAUUCUGACGUGGUGGUGAUUGUGCCGAUAGAUCCGGCGACCGGGAAUUUCCAAGCCAGCUCGGCGAUUAAGAUGCUCUCCGCGUCGUACGCGGCGCGGCAGGCCGUCUGUUCUCCCGGCGGCGGCUUCUUAGCCGUUCUCCGGUACGACUCGAACAUUCUCUACACGUACGCGCUUCCGCUCGCGGGAACCGCGCUCCCUUCGCCGCUAUCAACAACAGUGCUGACGUCAGGCACGCCCGGAUCGCUCGCCGUGGAUCCGCAGAAUAAGAACGUGCUGGUUACCAGCGCCGCGAAUUACGGCGGCACGUCUACGCUCAUGGCGUCCCGAGGCGCGACCUUUUUGGGGACUAUGGACGCGGUAGAUUUCACGGAGACGGGAGGAUGCGCUUCGGCGGCGUUCUUCGGUUCCUUCCAAUACUCCACCGCCGCAUCUGACGGCGGAGAUCUCGCAGUGUAUCCCAGCAGCUCGCCCGUGGCGCUUCUCGCGCUUCCCGAAGGCGUGUACGCGAUGGCGCUGCAAGCGGACGGCGCGGUUUCGACGGACACCACGGGAUUCGUGCCGCUCGGGAGUACCGACGCGGGUUCGAGCUUUUUCUCCAGCGCGGUUUGCGUUCAGCGAUUCGUCGCGAAUCCCUCGCCGCCGCCUCCUCCCCCACCAAGCCCUCCGCCGCCUCCGCCGUCUCCACCGCCGCCGCCUAAACCGCCCAGUCCGCCGAAACCGCCUUCCCCGCCGCCGCCGCCCAAGCCGCCGAGCCCGCCGCCGAAACCGCCUUCGCCGCCGCCGCCAUCUCCGCCGCCGAAGCCGCCUCCCAGUCCACCUCCCUCGCCGCCCCCCUCUCCGCCUAGUCCCCCGCCUCCCCCCAGCACCGCCACCACCACCGCCGUUUCUUCCUCGCCCCCUCCGCUUCUCUCGUCCCCGCCCCCCCCACUCGUCACUUCCUCGCCCCCUCCGCUUGUCUCUUCCCCGCCCCCUCCGCUCGUUGCCUCUCCGCCUCCACCUGUCGCGUCUCCCCCUCCGCUCGUCGCUUCCCCGCCCCCACUUGUCGCGUCUCCCCCUCCGCUCGUCGCUUCUCCGCCUCCACCUGUCGCGUCUCCCCCUCCACUGGUAUCCUCCCCUCCACCGCCCAACCCUCCGCUUCCGCCGUCUCCGCCGCCUCCGCCAAAACCCCCAAGUCCCCCGCCGCCGUCUCCCCCUCCCUCACCACCGCCCGCACCCCCUCCACCCCCACCUCCCUCCCCUCUUCUUUCCCCUCCCCCUGUCAAUUCUCCGCCUCCCCCUGUCAGUUCUCCGCCUCCCCCUGUGUAUUCUCCGCCACCCCCUGUGGAUUCCCCCCCUCCCCCGCUGCCCCCGCUUGCGGUAGCGGUCUCGAGCACUCUCUCCCCGCCCCCGCCCCCGCCAGUAGUCGAAUCCGUUACAAGCAGCCCGCCUCCACCUACUGCCCCAAAGAAAAAGCCGGCGCCCAAGAAGAAAAAGUCGACGUCCAAGAGUGGGAGCGGAGGCGCAGGGGCGACUGCAUCCUCGCUAUCAGCUGACGUGUUUGGCGCGUCAGGCGCCGCGACGUGCAAGCUGGGGGUGCGGCAGAAAUGCCUGACGCGGCUCGUGUGCCAAGACGCGCUGGACGUGGGAGGGUGCUCGUGCCUUCGCGAGGCUGGUUCGCCGUCGUGCACGAUUACCCGCAAGUGCAUGGUGCCAGCAGCAUGCCCUGUGAAAGCGCUCUGCACAGCUCCCACUGACGGCUCGUCCCCUACCUGCUCGUGUGCGGCGGGCUUUGCGCCUCUCAAGGCAGCAGCAGAGGACACAGUGUUCGACUUCUGUGCUCGCACCCGCUGCAGCAGCUCUCUCGCGUUCAUUGGAUUCGACUGUGCGCCUCCAAGCUCCGUGGUUUGA
This is a messenger RNA of Closterium sp. Yama58-4, 2457 nucleotides long. The record is from the annotation of a GenBank genome assembly. NCBI's taxonomy places the organism in Eukaryota, Viridiplantae, Streptophyta, Zygnematophyceae, Desmidiales, Closteriaceae.